Molecule: messenger RNA, 1416 nt
Organism: Acanthosepion pharaonis
Lineage: Eukaryota; Metazoa; Mollusca; Cephalopoda; Sepiida; Sepiidae
Source: the annotation of a GenBank genome assembly
AUGAAGUUCAUUUCUCUUUCUUCUUCUUCACAUUUUUACUUUCUCUUUUUUUCCUUCCCUCCCUCCCUCCUUUCUUUUCCUUCUUUCCUUCUCACUUUUUUCUUUUUCCGUCUUUCUCUUUGUUUCUUUUUCUCUUUCUUUCUUUCUCUCGUCAUUUUCUUUCUUUCCUUCCCACUUCUCUCUGCCUUGAAUCUUCGGGUUUUUCCUUUUUUCGUUCAUUCACUUUUUCCUUUUUUUUCAUUUGUAUUUCUUUUAAAAUUUUCUUUCAUAUCUUUUCUUAUUCCCGCCCCCUCUCUCUCUCACACUUAUUCCUUUCUCCAUGUCUUUAGUUUUUCUUGCUUUUCUUCCUUUCCUUAUACUCUUUCCUUCCUUCCUUCCUUCCUUCCUUCCUUCCUUCCUUCCUUCCUUCCUUCCUUCCUUCCUUCCUUUUACCUUUGUUUUCAUUUUAAAUUAUAUUUUUUAUACCACUUUGAUUUUUUCGUUCUUGUCUUAUUCUCAUCCGCGCUUUUUUCCUUCCUUCCUUCCUUCCUUCCUUCUUUCUCGUUCCAUCUUUAUCGCUGCUUCUUUCUUUCUUUUGUCAUUUUCUUUCUAUUAUUCUUUCUUUUUUUCUUUCUUUCUUUCAUCUUUUUCUUCUCUCUCGCUUUACUUCCUUGCUUCUUUAGGUUUUUUUAUUCUUUCGUUCUUACACUCUUUCUCUCUCUUUCAUUUGUAUCAAUCUUUCUAUCACUCUUUCGCACACUCGCUCUCUCUCUCUCUCUCUAUCACUCUCUUUCUCUAUCAUUCUUUCUCUCACUCUCUGCCUAUCACUCUCUCUAUCACUCUCUCUCUCUCACGCUAUAUCUCUCUCUAACACAUCCUCUAUCCUUCUUUCUAUCACUCUCUCGCCCGUUUUUUUUUCUCUCUCUCUCUCUCUCUCUCUAUCAUAGAUUUUCUAUUUUUUCACUUCAUAUUUUCUUUUUAGCGCGUACGAGUUUCUUUUUUAUUUUCUCUCUCACCCUCUCUCUCUCUCUCUCUCUCUACACGCACUCUACCUCUCUCUCCUACUCUAUCUCUCUCUUACUCACUUAUUCAAUCUUAAUUUCUCUCUUUCACCCUCUCACACUCACUCACUCACUCACUCUAUCUUACUCUAUCGCAUUCUCUCUCCUUUUCUCUCUCUCUGUCUCUUUUCUCGUACGUCUUAUUCUUCCUUCUUUAUUCAUUGGUAUUCAAAUAACCAUAUUCUGGCCCACAUUUCUACUCAAUAGUGUUAUUCCUCUGUCACUGUCUGACUGCCGGUCUCUCUCUCUCUCUCUCUCUCUCUGUCCGUGUGUCCGUCCGUUUUUCCUAUUGUCUUUUACCUUUAUAUCUAUCUAUCUAUCUAUCUAUCUAUCUAUCUAUCUAUCUAUCUAUUCCAGUCACUUCAUAUCAAUUUAA